AUGCCGAAGCAGCUCGACUGGCAGGACACAAACCUGGCCAACUUUGGCUCAGAGAUCGAGAGGAAGUGCAAGGCGGCCGCAGCCGACGGUGAGCCGCAAUGGAUCGACGUUGGGAAAAGCGCGGGAAUACAAGUCUGGCGCAUGGAGCAGUUCAAGGUUGUGCCGUGGCCCAAGUACAAGUACGGUCGCUUUCACCGCGGUGACUCGUAUAUUGUGCUGCGCACAUACCUCAAGGACCCAGCCUCGAUGAAGCUUGACCAUGACGUGCACUUUUGGAUCGGCAGCGAAUCGACCCAAGACGAAUACG
Emiliania huxleyi CCMP1516 is the source of this 307-nucleotide messenger RNA. RefSeq lists its product as hypothetical. The transcript has a single exon. Gene Ontology annotation, molecular function: actin filament binding. The record is from RefSeq and is a predicted model, not a curated record. The annotation marks the transcript as partial. Lineage: Eukaryota; Haptophyta; Isochrysidales; Noelaerhabdaceae.